GAACAGACGAAGGAGGAGGAAGAAAACGAUGCAGUUCAACCUAAAACUACUUUAUGCUGUAAUUAUAAACAUAUGACGAGUCAUUUUUAACGUUUUAUUUAUACAGAAGAAGGUUUAUUCUACCGCCACGCAGUUCCUCUACCUGGUUGCUAGGAGACGCAGUGCGGCGUGAGCUGGCGCAUUAAUAUGUAAAUUAGACAAAUGGUGAUGCGGCCACAGAUUCGAAAGUAUUUCAUUUGAACAAAAUACAAAUUUGUUCCCGUUUUUAUUCAAAUAUAGAAGACAUUACCUUCCUUUUACUAGAUAAACUUCCUCUUAAUUAUUGUGUUUCUAUAUUAAUGUAUAUAUUUUCUAAUACAUAAAAAGUAAAAACAGUUGUUAGCUUAAUUUUGAGCAGUUAGCUUAUUUCAUUUGAGACAAAAACCUUAAAUAUGGUUAAAAUAUUGUCAUUAUUUUUCGGUUAGGCUCAGAGGAAACUGUACAGGGUUUAAUAGAGGUAAUGUUUGACAGCACCCCCUCCCUUUUCUGCCUCUCCUCUCCCAGCAUCUCUGUUAUUCUUCGUAUUUUAUCUGAGUCACUGUGUCGUUCGAACCGAACCGGAACUGUUCAGCAAUUUUUCCAGGUUCUGUCUGGUUCCUGUGGUGAAAAUACACGAUGACCCAGGUGGUUCCGAGGCGUGUUGACAUGACAGCUUUGGUUCCUCCUCCUGCUACACUGACCAGCAGCAGACAUACUUCACCUGUUCAGUCACCGUCCAGUCCUACAGGCUCUCGGCUGAAUUUAUCUAAAGAAAGACAAGAGAGCAGACAGAGAACACAAGAGCGGUCGCUGCAGGAUAAGGAGCGGCGCGCGCAGCAGCAGCUGGAGCGCUGCGCCGAGGAGCGAGGCAGGAAGAUGGAGCAGCAGAGGAGGAAGGAGCAGCAGCGCCGGGCAGCGGCCCAGGAGAAGAGACGGCAGCAGCAGGAUGCAGAGAAGGAGAGGCUGGAGGCCCUGGUGCGCCGGCGAGCCGGGGGCGCCGAGCGGCGCGGCGGCGGUGGCUGCGGCGGCGUGGAGGCCCGGGAGCAGCUGGACAACAGGCCCAAACGCUGGACCUGGGGAGGGCCGCCUGACGGAGCCGAAGGUAACCCUCAGACCCCGCCCUGCCAUGCCAUUGGCUCCGCUCAGCCCAAUGAGCUUCCUGCCGCUUCCAGCGCCAGCCAAUCCCGUAACGGUACUGACCUCAUGACUGUGUGCCACGCCCAUCCCGCCUCCUCUGCAGCCGCCUGCAUGCAUGCGCCGCCUUUGUGUCGUCAACACUCAAAAAAAUGA
This is a messenger RNA of Poecilia latipinna (sailfin molly), 1308 nucleotides long. RefSeq names its product MAP7 domain-containing protein 2-like. Gene Ontology annotation, cellular component: microtubule cytoskeleton. The transcript is spliced from 6 exons. Bases 655 to 1308 code for a protein of 217 amino acids. The record is from RefSeq and is a predicted model, not a curated record. NCBI's taxonomy places the organism in Eukaryota, Metazoa, Chordata, Actinopteri, Cyprinodontiformes, Poeciliidae. Gene Ontology annotation, biological process: microtubule cytoskeleton organization.